Messenger RNA from Stegodyphus dumicola, 4961 nucleotides. RefSeq lists its product as uncharacterized. NCBI's taxonomy places the organism in Eukaryota, Metazoa, Arthropoda, Arachnida, Araneae, Eresidae. The record is from RefSeq and is a predicted model, not a curated record.
AAACGUGCCUGGAAAAGACUUGCUGUCCAGUGUAGCGGAACCAAGUGAUCGCUGCCAGUCGCCUGCAGAUGUUUCCACUUAAGGAGGAGGUGUACUGAACCUUACAGAUGAGAUAGUAAAAAUACGUUCAUCAGUUAAAACAGUAUAGUCUGAAAGAGAGGCUACUCGCCGCAAGAAGCAGGAGUACUUUCAGCCGUUACAUAGACUAAAUAUGGGAUUUUACAAAGUUUCUCUUCUUUUCUUCUGUUUGGCAAUGACAGAAGUCUUUUCUCAAAAUAUGGAAACUUCUGAAAAUGUCAGAGGCAAGGAAAAUGCUAAAAUCUCAAAUUUAAACACUUCAAAAAAUCAGUCUGCUUUAAAUGACUCUGCCAGUAGUUCUGAGAGCUUGGACGCAUCCCCCUCCGAAAAUGUAAGAUUCGCUUCAACGAGUCUUAGAAAUAAUCAAGCUAAAAACAAAUCAAAAACUUCAGAAUUUUUCCUCAAAAAUAAGAGACCAACAAAUACAGUAAAAGAUUCCCAGGAAAACCAACAAAUAAAAGCGCAAUCGACAGUGCAAUAUGCGACUUCCACCAAUAACUGGAGGCCUCCAGGAUUGCGACAGAAUUAUCGAGAAGCUAAUGUCUAUCAAGGACUCCGUAGCAAUGACAAAUCCUCAGUGCAGCAAUUUUCAGAAGAAGAAAAAGAUUUACAUCCACGACUUAUCGAAAUCUGGGGAUCUUCUCCCGAUUCCAAAACAAAACAAAUCGUCAAAGAAAGCCAACAAUCAGUCCCUGCGAUUCCUACAGUUAUAACAGAGUCUCGAUCUUUUAUCACAAAUCCUCAAAUUUCAUCCACUCAUCUGAACUAUUCACCAGCUUCAUAUGAAAUGUCAGAAAGACCAACAGAUGUUUACAAUGGGAAUUAUUCUCCAGUUAGCGGCAGUGCAGAGAGAUAUAGCUCACAGGGAGAACCCCAUCCUCCACAUCAUGUUCAUACAGAAACAACACACGAUUAUGGUCGAUUUUUAGCAGAAGACUACAGGUCAAAAAUCGAAAAAGAAGCCGAAGAGCUAAUAAAACGGCAGAAAGGUCAUAACAGUACAAAUAGUGCGAAAUCUGGUCCAAAUAGACAACAUGAAGGGUAUAGUCAUCCUAAACAGGGUGUAAGUUCUUACUACAAUACAGGUGGUACUAAUGAUGAUAGAUACUCCAAUAAUUACAACAGAAAUCCCCAUCACUAUGAAGUAACAUCGACAGAAGUUCCAUAUCAUACUCCACGGCCUGGUCCCCAUUCACUUCCCGUUACAGCCCCAUACUCAAUGAGGCCACCUACUGUUUCACCCGAAAACGUGUAUUCUCCAUAUUCUCAAGCUCCACAAGGAACUAACACUCCUUACCGAAAUUUGCCUCAAAAAUAUUCGAAUGUUCCAGAACAGCUUAGCAGUCCGCACCAAAAUUUGCCCUCACAAUAUUUGAAUGCUCCACGACAGCCUAGUAGUUCCCACGGAAAUUUGCCUUCACAGUAUUCUAGUGGUCCUACGCAAACCAGUGUAACCCACCAGAAUACGUCUCCUCAUUACUCCGAUGGUCCUCGAGAAACUUAUUCUUCAGAAGAAGAUCUUCCAAAUACUGUUAAAAAAGUUAAUCCAAAUUCUUUACGUAAUAUAAAACCAUACUCUGUAAAACCUAUAGGAAUGGGACAUAAUGAUUUCUUGACAUCUUAUAAAAAAGUCAUAGCUUUAUACAGAUCCUUGGGAUUUUUUGAUGCACCGAGCAUUGAUAACAUGCAAAGAUUUAUACAAACUCAUGCUUUUGAUGAUACUAUUUACGCUGUAACAUCACCAUCAUCCAUAGAAACCCAGCAGUACACAUCAAAAGAGAUGGAAACAGAUUCAUACGGCCGUGCGAAUCAAAACAAUCAACAAUACCCCCAAUCUCAUAGAGAAAAUCCUUUGACGGCUGAACGCACUUUAGUACCAGCACAUAAUGCUUACAGUGGGCAUCCUGUACAUCCACCUGCUCAUCAAUUGCAACAUCAGCAACAUGCGCAAGCACUAAAUGCUUUAAAUGGUCAAACUCAGAAUAAUAGCCCACAUACAUCUAAUAAUGGUCAUAUACUUCGACAUCCACAGUCAGCGUACAAUAAUCCAAAUGUUCAGCAAAAUGUGCAUUCUGAAGAGCAGUUCAUUCCAAGAAAUUUCGAUGGGGCUAAAUUAAAUUCAGGUCAGCGUAAUGCACAUUACCAACAGCAAGAUCUUCCUCAAGGAACGUUAAGACAAGCAGGAAUAAGAACUCCUAAUCCAGAGCUUCAUUUAAAUUAUGAUUACCCAGAACAAAAAUCCCCAGUUAAUAAUGAAAAUAGGGAAAAUAAUUUUAAUCAGGAGCCACACAGACAGUACGUAACAUCCAAUUAUGAAGGCAAAGUUCAUAAUUAUUCACCAGAUACAAGGAGCAACAGAUUUCAAGGAAAUCCGCAUUUACGGGAAACUAUAGGCCACGUAAAACCUGAAGUAUAUUCUCAUUUACGAGACAUGAAUAACCAGCAAAACUGGAAUCAAGAGAGAAACUACCAUCAAUCACAAUAUCCCUUGGCUCCCAUACGACCGUUAGAACCCGUUUUCAAUUCAGAAAUAAGGAAACAUCAUUAUACAAAUCAAAAUGCAUAUCCCAUUACUAGUGAUACAGCAUCCGUUAACAAUCGUGGAAUGCAAGGAUGGGAAGGCAGGCCAGUUUCAGAAAAUCAAUACCAUGGCCGACCACCAAAAGAUUAUUUACAUAGCAAAACUCUAGAAAAUGACAGUCAAAGUGGAAAAUCUAUAGGAGCACUAGAUGCAUCAAAUAGACACAAUGAUGAUAGUUUAACGCAGCCAGAGCAAAGGUUAAAGAGUAUGAGUAAAUCGAAAGGUGGGAGAUCCAAGUCAACUGGAAGACGAUCUAAUCGAAAAUCUUCAAAGAAACAAAAACAGAACAGGAGAUCUGCCGAUGAGCAUAUGAAAGCCCAAGCAGCUACUUAUCACUGGGGGCUGGAAAAACAUAAGGACACAGAUGGAUUUUUUCAAUAUGCCAAUGUACCUAAGGCCAAGUCAUACGAAUACGGUUAUAGAAUUGGAGGCCCCGAGCACACAGUGGAGCGAUAUCAUAAAACUAAAGGGAUACAAUCCAAGAUUAAAGUAAACUGGGAACAUGAAAACGGAGAUUCUGGGGACCAGUACUGGGAGUUCAAUCAUGAUUCAUCUGAAGAUGAUGGAGAAUCUGAUAAGCCAGAAGCCAGAAAAGCCAAAAAUGUUAAAAAAGAAGAAGAAAAAGAUGAAGGAGAUGAUGAUGAUUGAAGUAGCGUCUUCAAAGAUUCAACAUUAAUGUACCCUUUUCCUAUGGAAUCGUGAGAGAUAUAAACUAUUCGAGGUUUAGUUUUAGCCUUAGAAAUUCAGCUCAUUCUGCACUGAAAAGGAACUUCUAACUAUUUUUUAAAACUUUUAAAGCAUCUAAAUAUUCAUAAAAUAUUUAGAAGCUAAAGAUCUGAGAUACUACUUCAGAACUGAAUGUUUCUGGAAUCGCGCAUGAAAAAGAACUUCAAGGAAAUGAUUUGAAAGAAAAUUGUCUUCUAAAUUAUUUAUAUGUCAAGACUAUUUCAUUGCCACAUUAGAAAUGUGUAGCAUUUUGUAAUUCUUUGAAAGGUGCUAUUUAAGAUUAUUUACACUAGAAUAUGACAACAAUUAAAUUAUUUCUUCCAAAAUACUAAAAUACCAUGGAAAACAAUUUCCAUUAUUAUUUCCAAAACCAUAUACUCUUUCUGAUAUCUCAACUAAAACGCAAAAUUCACUUUUUGAGAGAAAUGUCUACAAAAAUGUAUUACAUGCCUUUAUUUUGCAAAAAAUAAACAAACAAAUUUUAGGGGAAAUGUAUAUAUGCAAAACAGUUUUACUGAGCUCAGUAAAAUGACCACAAAUUGUUUUUUGCUUUUAUUCAGAAGUUAAGAGUAAUUGUGGUUUAUAAAUAAAAAGAAUAAUGGCACAAUUAAUGUCAUUAAUCGACCUUUUAAGUGCAACCCACAGUUCUAUGUAAGGAAAGCUCCAAGCCAACCCAGUUAUCUAUGCAUUAAAUUUAAUACCUUUCACUAAGCAUUGUAUCAAAACUGCAGUUAAAAAAUUAAAUACAUUUAAAUUAUACUAUAUGUAAUUUAAUGCUUUUAUUCUGAAAAUCUAAACCAUGGCAAUGGCAAAACUGCACUUUGGGCAUUAAAUUUAAUGUUUGUUAUUCUACAAGAUUUCUGAACAUCAUUCAGGUUUAUAGCAGCACAAAUACAUUCCACCGAUUUCCAACUAUUAACAAUAUAUACCUAAAUAUACUUCUCACGUAUAAAAAAUUUUAGUUAAUAUUUAAACACAGUUUGGGAGCUUUAAUAAGCUCGGUCACUUUUUCAGUCUCCUUUUUGGGAAAUCUUAUUAUACCACUACCAUACAUAUUUUAACCAGGAUUAAAUCGCAAAAGCAAUUAUUGCUUGCAUACGCUUUGUUGAUUUGCAGUCAAAUAUAUCUGACUGAUGUAAAAUUUACUGCUCACAUAUAACAGAAAAUUCUGAAAUUCUUCUAUAUGAUAUUUAAAAUUAUAUUUACAAAAAUAUCGUUUUAAUAUAUUAGUUUACUAGUCAAAACCGAUACCUGAAUGAUAACAAGCAGAAUCGUGAUUGUUAAUACUUGGAUAUCUAUUUAGCAAAAAAUGUGUUUAAUUCAGUUUUUCACUAAAAUAUAUCUUAUUUACACUUUAUAUAUGUGUGUGUCUUGUAAUGCUUUGUUAUAAUUUAUGCGUGGAAGCGAUAUAUAUUUUAGAAUAUUCAAAGCUAUAUUUUAGAAUAUUCAAAGCUAUAUUUUUGUUAAAAACAUCAAGUUCAUAUAGUGCACUAAUACAGAUUUAUGCACUUCAUGACAUAUAUUUGAAUAAAUUGUAAAAUCUAGUGCAAUUGAAAUAAAAAUUUUCUAGCUACAA